UUAUACAUAUUUUUAUAAUAAGAUAACAUGGCUUUUAUCAAAAAAUUAUUUAAUAUUACCAAUUUUGAGAAUAAAAAGAAAAAACUCGAUAUUCACCAGUAUUUAAAUCUCAAUGAGGACCCAGAACAGAUUUGGGAUCUUAUAAAAGAAUUAGGUGAUGGUGCAUAUGGUAAAGUCUAUAAAGCUCAGAACAAACAGACCAACAUUUUUGCUGCAGCCAAAAUCGCAGAAAUUCAUAACGAGGACGAACUUGAUGAUUUUACCGUUGAACUCAAUAUAUUGUUCGAAUGUAAACACAAAAAUAUUGUUGGGUUGCAUGAAGCUUAUUAUUUCAAGCAAAAAUUAUGGAUACUAAUUGAAUUUUGUGAAAUCGGGGCCAUAGACAAUGUGAUGAUGGAAUUAGAGAAACCUUUGACGGAACCGCAAAUCAAAUAUAUUUGUCACGAAAUUUGUCACGCCCUUGAUUUUCUGCAUCGAAACAAAAUUAUACAUAGAGACAUUAAGGCAGGCAAUGUCUUGUUAACGAAGGACGGCCAAAUAAAACUAGCCGAUUUUGGAGUUUCUGCCAAAAAUACUAACACACUUCAAAAAAGGGAUUCAUUUAUCGGAACACCAUAUUGGAUGGCACCCGAGGUCAUGCUUUGCGAGGCAAUAAAAGAUAACCCUUAUGAUUACAAAGUCGAUAUUUGGAGUUUGGGUAUUACUCUCAUAGAAUUUGCACAAAUGGAACCUCCAAAUCACGAAAUGAAUCCGAUGCGCGUUUUGAUAAGAAUCCAAAAAUCGGAUCCUCCCAUUUUAAAUAACCCAAGCAAAUGGAGCAAAGAAUUCAAUAAUUUUUUAUCUCGAUGUUUGAUAAAGGAUCCGCAACAAAGAGCUACUAUUCACGAACUUUUUCAACACAAAUUCAUGACUGAAGUCCUAAACCCGAAACCCAUUCAAGAUUUAAUAACCGAAUUUCAGGCCGAGGUAUCUGAAGUUUUAGAAGAGCUAAUCGAAAAUGUUAACGAUAAUAUAGAUUCAGUAUCGAAUUACGAUAGUUUUUCAAACGAAUACAGUGACGCUAACUUAGAUAUAAUCACGAAAAAAGUGGGCGUUAAAGCCAUCGAUAUUAAAACGCUGGGAAAGGAUGGUCAGAUUCCCAAAUCAAAUCUAUUAUCUCAGGUACCUCUGACUAUAAUUCCACCCGAUUGUGAACUCAAUCAAUCCAUCGAAUCUCCUAUAGUCACCCAUAAAGGUGAAAUCACCUAUAUAGCUCUCACUGAUAAAAACAAAAUUACUAAACCUGACGAAGCUCUAACCCUUCCUAUUCGGGAGGAGGCUAAAAAUGAUUUGUCUGAACUUGGAAAAAAUUAUUCCAGUAAUAUUUCUCUAACAGAUGAUAAGUGCGUUAAUGAUAAAUUGCAUAUUAAUCCUCCUAGUCCAGUUUUACAAGAAAAUGAGACCAGACCCAUAACAGGAUUGAACAAAUCAUAUAACGAACGCAACUAUUCACAAGAGCGCAGAGAAUGGCCACUUGAAAAAUGUCCUUCGCCUUACGUUAUUUAUAGACCCUUUUCUUUUGCCUCUCGUUCAAAAUCGAGUUCAGAAAUAUCAGUAAACAAACCUUUUUCUAUCAACAAAAACCAUAACACAAAUAGUAUAGUCGUCGACAAUAUCUCAAAAAUUUCUUCGUACACAAGAAAUACGACCUCUUCUGUUUCUGAUUAUGACCGUAUAAAGAAUUUACCUCUCGACAUCCAAACCUUCAAUUUGGAUGAUUCCCAAAAUGAUUCCCUUAAUAAUACCGGGAGGGGCAACAAUCGAAUCAGUUAUCCUUACAUUAAAUUCCCGACUCAACAAGAUAUAUACGCCACCGAGUCGAAUUAUUCUAUAAUGAAUCCUAUGCACACUUACACAUACAGUUCUGAUCCCUUGUCUCGCAGGGUAAACAAGGAUAAUUCUUUAUCCACACCCUUUAUCGACAGUGACAAAAAUUUUCUUAGACCCAAGUCCUCUUCAUCAUUCAUUCACCCUAUCCAGUAUAUAACGCGAGACGUUAAAUAUCUCAAUCUUAACGCCGUUCAUUCUUCGUCAUCUAUAUCAUCUUUUACCUGUCCUAAUUACCCACAAUAUAAAAAAAACAUCUCCUCUGAUGCCUCCUCAUUUUCGUCCAAUAAUCAUUCAAAUUCAUCCCUAUCAGUCCAUGUUUCCAAAGAUGUAUCCAGCCAAAACAACAAGGAUCAUUUCACUAUUGAUUCGUUUAUAACCUCUCAAAACACCGAUAUUUCAAGCAAGGAUCAAAAUCAUAAAAAGUCUAUUUCUAAACCAGAAAUUUUUUUGCCUUCUGGUACAAACAUAACUGACAACAUUGUCAAGGCAAAAAACAAUGGAUAUAAAAUGAGGACAAUAAAAACGAUGAGGAAAUUUGUUAUAGAUGGGGUUUUAGUCACUACUACCACAAGUAAAAUAGUGUCUCCCGGAAAUGAGAACAAGAAUAAAAAGGAUUAUUUGAACAGAAAGUAUGCCCUUCGAGAAUUGAAAUACAUUCAAAAGUUGGAACAUAAACAAUUUCAGGAGCUAUAUUACAAAGCUCAAUUUUUGCGCGAUCAACAAGAGAAAUUAUUCGAUAUGGAAUUACAGAGUAUCAUGAAAAAUUUCGACCAUCAGUUAGAGAUGCUGAAUCGACAACAAAAGCAGCAAGUUAUGAAAGCUGAAAGGUUUCAAGCUUUCGAUUUAAAAUCGGCUCAAAAGCGCGUCAUUAAAAAUCAAGAAAAGGAAUACAAGGCAUUCAAAGAAAAUUUUAAAUGCGAGUUAAAGUACAUGAAGCAGGAGAUGGAAAAUGCUCCUCGGGUUCAGAAAAAAGAUGUCUUCAAAAAGAAGAAAGAAUUUAUGGAUGCAUCGCAAGAAGAAAGGGUUCGUUCGUUGUUGAUUUUAGAAGAUAUAAAAGUUAACGAUUUAGAAAUAAUAUUGAAUGGUAUAAACGAUCAUCAUCAAGAAAAAAUCGCCGUUUUAGAGGCUCAAAUCUUACAACAAAAACAUCACAUAUUAAGAAUGAGAGAAAAUACUCUAAUCGAAUUGGAAGAACGUCACUUCUGCGAUAGGCAUCAUUUAUCUAAAAGACAUUUGAAGGAUAUCUUCUUUCUGCAGCGACAUCAAAUGCUCACUCGUCACGAUAAAGAAUUGGAACAAAUCAAAAAGGAUAACGAUGAAAAGGUCGAGGACCUUAAGAGAAGGCAGAUAGUCGAAUUAAAAUCUUUCCCUAAAAGGAUGAAGAGUGAAAUGAGAACGAGGCUCACCAUGUUUAAGGAGAGUGUAAAAAUUCAAAUGCCAGGUUCAAGUUCGGAUCAAGAAAAAAUUCUCAUAAAAAAUUUUGAGGAAAAGGAGAAAAGACGUUAUAAAGAAGAACAAACUCGCUUAGAACAAAAACAUUCAAAGCAACUUCAAGAUUUGUUGGAAAAAAACGAAAUUAUGAUUAAAGAAUUGGAAAUUAACCAGCAUGAAAAGCGAAAAAUGCUCAUGGAACACGAAACAUUAAAAUUGAAACAGAAGGAUAAUGAAUUUAAUCAAGAUUUCAAGGCAUGGAGCGCUUCAGUAGAAUCACGAAAAUUGAAAUUAGAAGAAGAUUUUAAAAGAGAAUCUCAACAACAAAAAGAGUUUUAUGAUACAGCUUCAUUAGCCGAAAGUAUAGCGGGCCAUUCAUUAAACGUUUUUAAUAACUCCAAUUUUAUCUUUUCCAACUCUUCGCAAUCUAAAUUGAGCGAAAAUUUUAUCAAAAAUUUAUCUUUUGACAACGGGCGAAGAAACAAUGAAUACUUCAAAAAAAGUUCUUACGAAUCGGUAGAUAAUGAUAUCAUGUUGGAUCAACGAAAAUCGGCUUACGACCCUCACAACAUAUACUUGACAAAUUCAUCGUCAAAACCCUAUCUCCAAUCUCCGGCUAUCUUCGAUUCAUCCGCAUUAGGACAUGGUGAAGACAAUGUUGGAUACAGACAUCAAAUAUAUAAUCUCAUGAACGACGCAUACGAAAAUAAGUUCGAAACCAAUUUAAAUCCCCGAAUAAUUGAUUUUCACAGUCAAACGGAUAUUGAAAAUCAUCUUUAUCCUAUCGACGAUAUAGAUACUUUUUAUACUGAAUCUAUUUAAUCCAUUUCUUAUAAUAUUUUUGUACUCGCAUAACUUUUGAUUACAAAGGUUAAUUUUUAUAUAAAAAUGAUUAUCAAUAAAAUUAUUUAUAUUUAACGCUCGAUAUUUUAUUUAAUUAUUAUUUUUAUACCUCCAUUAAAUUUAACUAAAGUAUCAACAAGUUGCACUAGCUUUUAAUAGCAAA
Messenger RNA from Gordionus sp. m RMFG-2023, 4306 nucleotides. Its product is annotated as serine/threonine-protein kinase 10-like. The record is from RefSeq and is a predicted model, not a curated record. Gene Ontology annotation, molecular function: protein serine/threonine kinase activity; ATP binding. Gene Ontology annotation, biological process: protein phosphorylation. NCBI's taxonomy places the organism in Eukaryota, Metazoa, Nematomorpha, Gordioida, Chordodea, Parachordodidae. The transcript is spliced from 22 exons. Bases 28 to 4122 code for a protein of 1364 amino acids.